This is a messenger RNA of Paramecium tetraurelia, 510 nucleotides long. RefSeq lists its product as uncharacterized. NCBI's taxonomy places the organism in Eukaryota, Ciliophora, Oligohymenophorea, Peniculida, Parameciidae. The record is from RefSeq and is a predicted model, not a curated record. Gene Ontology annotation, biological process: regulation of cyclin-dependent protein serine/threonine kinase activity. Gene Ontology annotation, molecular function: protein kinase binding. The transcript has 2 exons.
AUGACCCAAAUAAGCACACAAGUUAAUGUGAGGAAUCAUGAAAGAACUACACAACCAUCUCUCUUAAAAUGCAUUGCCACAAUUCUUGAAGAGAUAGUACAAGAAACAGACAAGCUUGAUUCUUCGUCAACAUCAUUUCAUGCUUCGAAAACACCUGCAAUUACAUUAGAAAAUUAUUUAAUUCGAAUAGCAAAAUAUGCAAAAUGCACGGACGAAUGUUUCGUUAUUGCCUUAAUUUAUUUGGAUAAAGUCUAAGAAUUAAAUCCAGACAUUUUGUUAAAUAGCCAUUGUGUUCAUAGAUUUCUAAUCAUUGCAAUAGUUUUAGCCAUCAAAUUUCAAGACGAUGAUUACUACAGAAAUGAUUAUUAUUCAAAAAUAGCAGGGAUCUCUUUAAAAGAGUUAAACCAAUUGGAAUCAGAAUUGCUAGAACUACUAAAUUACGACUUAUUUAUUUCGAAAGAACUCUACAAUAUUUACAUAGAAAAGCUAAGGUAAUACCAAGAAUAAUGA